Orbicella faveolata is the source of this 7848-nucleotide messenger RNA. RefSeq lists its product as uncharacterized. Lineage: Eukaryota; Metazoa; Cnidaria; Anthozoa; Scleractinia; Merulinidae. The record is from RefSeq and is a predicted model, not a curated record.
CAAAUGUUUCGUUUUAGAGCAAGAUUAGGUCAUCAACGUAAAAGUGAUCGCUAGUAUGCGCUUCCAAUCAAAGGAUCUGUCUGCUGAAUCAUCGCUACGCUAAGUGCAAAUUUGCGUGACUUCUCGCUUUUGUAAUUUGUAUUCUCGAUGUCGCAGUGGUUAUAUGUUAGAGUUACGUCCGAGGACACAGUAAUAUAGAUUUCUUGUAGAAUGAAAGUUCUUUGUCCGAACGAAUCAAAACGACAAAGUUGAAAACUUCAUAAGCGAUAAUUUAAGUGUUGAAAAAAAUAAAGGGGUAUGCUGGAUAAAAACGAAGGCUACGUUAACCUACACUGGGCUGAUGCUAUCCUGCUUAUGCAACCGCCUCUUGUCACUUCAAGUCUCUUGAGCUUCGCCCCCCUCAGCGACUUUCCGUCAUUUCUGGUGACAGAAACUCCCAAAAUCAAUUAAGCUGGAAGCGCUUAUUUUAUUCAUGUGUUCUCCAGGGACGUAGAAGCUUGCAACAAAGAAAAGAAAGCGACGCGGACCGCACAAAUAGACGCAGGUCUCGUUUGUCAAGCGUUUGGGAUUUACAGUCUUCCUUGCGGAGUGAAUUUGGAAUCGAAGAUAACGUAGUUUACAGGUAAUACACUAAGCAGUAUUAUUGAGCUACGCAAUACAAUUAACACCCAGGUAUUGCAAACAUUUCGAUAUUUUGCCUAGAGAUUUCGCCAGAUCCUUUCCCUCUCUAACUUCCCCAGUCCCAUCCGUUGUAGGUUGCCAGCUAAGCUAAAUAGGCGUCAAGAAAGGUUGCUUUGAUCUCAACUAUUCCAACUAGCUAGUAACUGGAACGUCGGAUCUUGUUUGUGCUGUGUGGAGCCGUCAUGAUCCGAAUCUGAUCAACCUCUGGCUUGGCAACCUGACUUCUGGUAAUUGACUUCGCUUCUAUUUUGAGUAAUCGUGACCUGACUUCUUGUAAGACGGGUCGGCAUGUAUUGGACGUCAAGGGCCAUUCAGACCCUUCCAAACAAUUAUGUCCCCCAUCAGUAUCAAUAAAUAACGAAGAGGGGAAGGGAAACCCUCAAAAUGACGCAUUAACAUACAUCGCUUACGUGCGCUUUUUCCAAUAAACGCGUCUCACUGGUGUGACUAUCUUGUUUGUUUGUUGUUUUUUUUCAGCGGUGUUGUUUUCGCAGGGAGGAUGCCCAGAGAUGAUACUGCGCAAACUGUUCAGCUUGAAUCGGUGAGCUGUUUUUGAAGCACUGAUUCCAGAAGAGUAGACAUAUUGCCACUGAGAUGAUUAAGUUACAACAUGAAUGUCGUUACCAAAGUUUAGAUUGCGGGCAAUAUGAUUUUUCAACAAGCGCUCCAAGUUAGAUGGUUUUGCUAACUAAGCGAUCUUUUGUAACUAGGUUGCAGAGGAAGAAACGGAAGAAUUAGACAGGUUUGAGAAACUGUGGUCAAGGUUGGAGACCGAGUUUGCCUUGCGAGAGAGAGUCCAUUACGUCGUUUUCGACAUAAUAUCAGACGCUGAAAAAGUUUUGGAUCACCAAGAGAGGCAGGAAACCUACAGGAAAAUUCCCGAUUACGUCCAGGGAAUUGUAAACGCAGCUCAGGCCAUCUUGGCCAAUGAACAGACAAGCGAUGGCGACGUAAAAGCAAAGGUGCGGAAAUACAUACUUGAGGUGAUUGAUGGUGCAUCUCUCGCUUUUGAUGACUCUGGACUGUUGCUGUAUUCAGACGCGGGAAUAAGGCGUAAGGCUCGAGAGUUCGUGACUAACGCCAUUGACAAGGCUAGAGAGUAUGUUACCAUUCGCAAGACUGCCAAAGAAGUUGUAGCGGCUGCUACUAACAGCGCUGCUCAAAAAGCCACUCAGGAAGCUUCUAAAGAUCUUUCGGAAUGUGCAGAAAACGUCCUAGCGGCUGCUAUUAUAUCAGCAACGCGGCACAACAAAGACAAUCGUGAAAUGAUUGCCGCGAAAUCUCUCGCAGUUGAUGCUGUGAAUGCAGCGAAAGCAUCGUUAGAACGGUUAUACGGCGUAAAGUUUGAACUCGUCGCCGGUAAGCAAAUGGAGUCUUAUGCAAUCCGAUCGGCAAGCCUGGAUAAGUGUGCGAAAGAAGUUGCAGCUACGGCUAUUAUUUCUGCUACAAGAUCAUUGGAAAGAGUCAUCGGUAGGCAUGGGUACGAUGUGAUAGCAGCGCGAAUACUAGCGGCUGACGCAGUUGCAGCCGCAAAAGCUUCCCUCGAGAGGUUGUAUGGCGUAAACGUUGAGAAGGUAGACGAAGAUCAGGAUCAUCCCGAGGCAGUUUGUAAAUGCCUGGUGAAGUCAGUAAAAGAACUCGCCAAAGCUGUUAUCAGUCCUUCUGCGCGAUUACCACAGGAAUCCACUAGAAAGGAUGAUUUUGAAAGUUUGACAGCGCAGUGGCUUGCAAAUGAUGCCAUACGAGCGGCACCGGAGUCUUUGGAGAACUUGUAUGUAACAAAAGUUGAAAAGGAUCGCAACGACGAAGCUGUGAGGGAAAUUGCGGCCGCUGCAGUUAUGUCAGCUGCACGUUCUUUGGAAAAAGACUCUGAUCGUAAUCUGGCAAUAGCAGCACAGGGAUUGGCUAGCAACGCAUUGGAUUCCGCAAAGGCAUCUGUCGGUUGGAUUUACAGGACAAAAGUUGCACCAGAAACCGAAAUUGAAGGAAAGGCCGACCAAAUUUUCCGAGGACUGGAUGAAGUUGCAAAAGACAUUGCAGAAGCUGCUGUAAAUUCGGCAACACAAUCCCUGGAGCAUAUCGUGGAGAAAAACGAAUGGGAUGUGACAGCAACAACCCGCAAGCUAGCGAACGAUGUAAUUAACUCUGCAAAGGCAUCAUUGGAGAGGUUGUACGGAAUCAUGAGUGAACCAGAAGAGGGACCAACAUUGACAUCACCAGAAACAUCGGAGAGCUCCUUGGAAGAUCCAUUAUCUUCUUCAAACGAAUCGUUGGAAAGUGUUAAUGGACACGAACACGACUUGUGGAUAGCUGCACAAAGUCUUGCUAAGGAUGCUCUGAAAUCAGCAUCAACAUCAUUGGAACGCCUGUACAGUAUGGCAAAUCAGAUGGAAGAUAACAUCAAGCACACUGCCUUGGACAUUUCUAAAACCCUGAUGGACUCUUCUGGAAACCUUCGGCAAAAACUUGAGAAGGAAGGACUUGUAGUUGCAGCUCGGGAUCUUGCAUGCAAUGCAAUUGCGUCGGCCGCCAAAGCCUUUCCAAAACUGCAUGAGGACGAGAUGUCGUUACAGGACAUUGCUGGUACUGAUGCAAGCCUGCUGAAUGCUGCAGAGAAAGUGUCUACAGUGUCUGUUCGAGCUUCUUUAGGGGAGCUCUUUGAUCGUGGUUUCAUUGGCGGUCUGGAGUUGGACGAGGCCACAAACUAUUUGGCGACCCAUGCAAUGAUAUCUGCUGAAAACCUGAUUGACACAUUACAAGGAGACACCGGGACGCUGGAUCUAGAUUUGGAGAUUUACAAGGCCGCAACUGAGCUGUCAUCGAGUGUGGGUGUAUCGGCCGACGGGGUAGUGGCUGGUUCGGCCGAUGAACACCAUCAGACUCGAUCAACGGACCGUGACCUUAAUCCCGGCACCUUGUAUUGGAAGGUUACUACUUAUAUUGAAGACCUCAUCAACGGUGCAUUGAGACAUCUUGGGGCAGAGGGGUACUACGUCGAGGUCAUUGACGGUCGAGACCAAUAUGAAGUCCUUACGCAUGAUCAGGCUCGCUCAGCCGAUCUGGAAUACAGCACAAAUGUUAACGAUAGUCGCCAGCGAGAAAUCCUAGUAUUAAGAGCUUCAAGAAUCGUCAGCAAUGUAGUGGAAAACGCCAUGGACAUUGUAAAGACACGGAUGGCUAGUGAGGCGUGUUUUGUUGAUCAAUCCAUUGCUGGUGGCAGUCCACGUAAUGCCCGAUUCACUCGCCGAAGAAGCCGUUCCGUGCACUUCAGCAACAAGACAAUUUUCCGUCCUCGCCGGGACAGCUAUGUUCCACGUGAAACAGACUUCUUGAGUACAGCGAAUAGGCCUCCAACUCCACGUUUUCGAAAGGGUCGUGCUGACUCUGUUGCCACACAAGAAAACCAAGAACUCGAGAAAGAAUUGGAGAUUCCAUCGGCAACCGACUUAAUCAUUGCUAAUACCUCUGAAAGUGGUCUUGUUCGACGUCGUUCAUCCGACCCUGGGCCAGAAUGUCACUCCGAAGAUGUCACAUCUUGCCAACCAGAGCGCUCGGCAUCCGAUUCAAACAUCGACAUCAACGAACAAGGGACCUCUUUAAACAAAAAAGUGUCUGUGUAUGAUAUCAUUAAGAGACGAGAAGAGAUAGCCAGCUGCGAGAUCUCCCCUUGCGAUUCGUAUGUUGUCCUUCCACAGUUAAACCCAUCAGAGCGUUUCCUCAUCGCAGCCCGAGUCGAGUCGUAUGAGGUUUUGUGGAAACAGAAGAGGGCAACUCCGUCGGUGACAAGUCUUCCAUCCUUGUCCCCUAAAGGCUCAUUCGUCGCCAGCGAAAGUGUUGAAGAAGAUUACCCCCGUAAAGAAUCAAAGAAUCUCCUAGUGCAGUCAUCAUCUCGUUUGCCAGAAAUAAGUAGCUCUGCUUCCAAAAUCUAUGGCAGCUCGUUAAGUGUAAGCUCACUAAAAGGCACAUCAAUACAUCCAAAACGGACCUCAUCACCGCAGCUCAAGAAAUCGCCUAAGGCGCCUCCUAAGACUUCAAAGGAGUCCGGCAAACUGUCUGCGAAGCCAUCCACAGAAAAAACCUUGCAGCCCCCCCGUCCCUCAGUGGGUAAAGUAAGAACGACUUCUAAUACCUCACUGGGUAAAAAGGAAGGCCGUUCCCGACAUACUUCUUUGGAUAACGUUACGGCGGUUGCUCCGAAAGCUUCAACGUCUUUACAUCGUGCUUCAAACACAAAGGUGAUUCUCUCUCCAGGUGGCUCACUGACGAAAGCAAAUUUGUCUACGCGUAAGUCUACAGAUAGAGCAACACUGCCCAAGGCCACACCAUCUUCAAACCAAUCGUCACAUCAAAGUUCUAAACUGGUCGCAGGUGUUUCUACAGAGAAAAAGGUACCCUCGUCGCGCGCGUCUUUAGAAAAAGGGAAAGCGUCUCCGAGAGUGUCGUUGGAGAAGGUGGCGCUGACUCCAUGUGAAUCGACAGAGAAGGCAGCUCUAUCUCCUCCAAUUUCAAGCCCUAUAAUUACAUCUUCACCCCGUACCUCGAGCGAAAGGGCAGUUGUCUCCUCAAAGAAAUCGAAGGAGGUCUUACUGUCUCCACGUGUAUCUGCUGUGAACGCGACAUUGCCUCCCCGUGGUUCCAAAAGAAUUAUCACGCAGUCUCCACGCGCAUCUACCGAGAACGCGGUGUUGUCUCCACGUGUUUCCAAAGGAAAGAUCAACCAGUCCCCACGCGGGUCUGUCAAGAGCACAGCUUCGGCUUCAAGUAUUUCUAAAAGAAACAUCACGCAGUCUCCAAGUGCGACUACUGGGAACACCACAUUUUCUCCAAGUGGUUCGAAGCAAAAAAUCACUCCGUCUCCACGUGCAUCUACCGAGAACAUUGCUUUGUCUCCACGCGUUUCCAAAGAAAUAUCAUCGCGGUCUCCACGCACGUCCAACGAGAACGCAGCAUUAUCCCAUCGUGCUUCUGAAGAGAAAGUCGUGCAGUCUCCACGUGCGUCCACCGAGCACACCGUAAUGUCUCCGCGUGUUUCCAAGGGAAAAGUUACUCAAUCUCCCCGUAAUUCUGCGGAAAACGUAGCAUUAUCCUCACGAGCUUCCGUGGGAAAAGCUGCACAAUCUUUAGGUGUAGUCGGAGGAACAGAACUUUCUUCCCAUGCGUCCAAAGAAAAUUCUCUGGCGUCUUCUCCAGUUUCUUCAGAAAAGACAGCAGCAUCUUCUACAUCAACAGAAUUUGUUCAAUCAAUAGUGAGUGUUCUGAAUGACGACGGUGUGACACCUCCCAGUGCAUUAGACGAACAAACCGCGACUGCACAGCAUACAUCACAGGACAAAGUCAUUCCGUCCGUUACCAAACCUGAUGACGUAGUUUCCACUUUGCCCAAAACACCCAACAUUGUGCUCGGAACGCCUCCAAAUCAAUCUGCAAACUAUCUAGGUUCUCAGGAUGCGAUGAAAACGGAACCAACUGAGAUAUCUAAAACGCUUUUGAAAGGACCAUCGCAUUCUGGUGCAAUGCUGUUACAAGAUUCAACUUCUUCAGCUCAAAAGCUUGAGAAGGUAGUUGAAAGUGAUGGGAGCAAACUAUCUGUGAAGGAUACAGCACUAAUACCAGAUGUUUCCCAGCAACAAGAGAGUGACCGCCCUGAUGGGAACAAAGAUGAAACGGGUGGAGAAUCUAUGGAAGCGAAACACAUGGAGGUUGACAAUAGCCUAAAGGGAGCUGAUUAUAGCCUAGAGCGUCUUAUCCAGGACAAAAGAUUGACUCCUGAAGGAGCCGAAGCUGAUACACGCCCGGCAUCUACCGCUGACAUUGCAGCCUCAAGAAAGUACAUUGAUUCAACAGGGCCACAAAGAACCUUCCCUGCUCAACUAGACACUAAUAAGAGCGUGAAAUCUUCGCUGGUGGAAGCGCCUCCUUCCAUGGCAGAGUUGCCAAGAUCUUCUCGUGAAAAGGUAGCAUUGAAGGGAAGUGAUGUCGACGAAGAAAUCUUCCCUUCCAGGAAAAACCCUGAAGGUGAAGACCAAAGCGAGUUGGAGGGUGUUACGUCUGAUGAUGGGAUCCUUUGCGGGAAGAAAGGGGGAGAAAACAGGGGCACCUCAACGGAUGGCAAGCGGUUUCAGGGUCCUAGUACAAUCAAGAAAGAAGCAAACGAUUUUGAAGGCUACCCCACUUAUAGAAAAGUGAGCGUUUCACGAUCCAUCCACGAUACAGUUGAUGAUAUCGUACAAAGAAUGUUAGAUUCAGCUGACGAGCCUAAUUUAGAGCCAGAGAAUUCCCGUCCUUCGGGUUCGGACCCGCUUCAAGGGAUGAGGCGGGACAGCGAGAUGAACUUUGAGGCGCCGAGGAGGUUUGGAAGAGAGAGAAAGGUUUCUAGGACAGUGAUAGAAACUGUGGACUUCAUGGUUCAAACUGUUUCAUCUUCUGAUGAAGGGAGGCCACGCCAGAGUUCUGGAAGACAGUUCAACACAGGAACUACAAAUACUUUCCGCUCGAUUAAUAGCUCCAUCUCUAAAGGGCCUAAAGAUGCUAACCGGAAUUGUAUUUUAAUCAUCGAUUUUGUUUUUUUCACUUUCACAGGCAUUCCAAGGACGGCGUCCUCCAUAGAAAGACUCCCUAGGGGUACCACCACCUCAGCCCAAGACAUCUCCUGUGUCUACGGAAUCAACCCAUCACCUCCUGUGGGACCCCCGCCGAAGCUUUCUUCUCCCAAAAGGUCCCGUUUAAGGGCCACACCUUCCCAAGACGCUGUUGGGCUGCGAGCUACGCAGUCAGAUUCAAGCAUACUCAGUUCAUCCAGUGAUAAAGCCGCUGACCUCAGACCUAAGUUGUCUGCAGCAUGGCUUGAAGACGUCACCGCUGCAGGUGGAGACGCGUCUGUUAGGUCCCAAUCUCCAAAGAGACCUUCCUCGAGCCCAACUUCCUCGCAACUUAGACGCUCCUCGGUGAGGCUUUCGGUGAAGAAUUCCUUGGAUGGAGUUUGCCUUGAAACAGACGGUUCCCUGGGGAAAAUGAAUUAAAUUUCUAAACAAGAAUGUUUUAAUUAAAAUAACAAUUACUAUUUUGCGGGAGAUCUUCUGGAUUGAAUGAAUUGAUACACUAUCCAUGUAAAAGAAACUUGAUCGUCAAGUUACAUUGGUUCAUUUUUUGUUUUCAAAAAUAUUUUUU